AUGUCAACACCUCAAGAUAAUCAAAUAAAUAGUCAAAUUCAAGUAAGUGAUCAAGCUCAAGAAAAUAGUCAGGGAGAUGAUCAAAUUCAAGAAAAUAAUCGAAUUGAAGAAGGUAAUCAAGGAGAUAAUCAAAUUCAAGAAGAUAAUCAA
This is a messenger RNA of Racocetra fulgida, 150 nucleotides long. Lineage: Eukaryota; Fungi; Glomeromycota; Glomeromycetes; Diversisporales; Gigasporaceae. The record is from the annotation of a GenBank genome assembly.